This is a messenger RNA of Trichophyton benhamiae CBS 112371, 1389 nucleotides long. RefSeq lists its product as uncharacterized. Gene Ontology annotation, cellular component: endoplasmic reticulum; Golgi apparatus; perinuclear region of cytoplasm. The transcript has 4 exons. The coding region runs from base 1 to 1389 and encodes 462 amino acids. The record is from RefSeq and is a predicted model, not a curated record. Gene Ontology annotation, biological process: metal ion transport; positive regulation of protein ubiquitination; ubiquitin-dependent protein catabolic process. NCBI's taxonomy places the organism in Eukaryota, Fungi, Ascomycota, Eurotiomycetes, Onygenales, Arthrodermataceae.
AUGCUGGCUCGUCACUGCGCAUCCCAGCCAAUUGGAUCGCCUCUUACCUUGGACGACAUGUUUUCCUGGCCCUGUCUCAGGCUGUCCCUGGGUAAAUACAACGAAGAAGACGAAGAAGACGAAGAAGAGACGAACGAAAGGCGCCGGCUUUGCUCACUUGCUUCUUCUGCUGCAUUUUGUUUUGCUGAUAAAGAACAUCUCACUACGCAGCUGGGUUUCCCUGAGAGAACCCUCGAAUACCACAAUCUUCGCUCCAGCCUGCUGCUCGCGGGCGGCCGUGGACGAAGGGACACUAUGACUUCACAUCGAUAUGAACCCGCCUCUUGGGGGUCCUAUCACGGCGGUUUGGAGACCUCUACUGACCAUGGCGCGUUUGCCUUGCAGGUAAAUACUCGCAGCGAAGACGACGCCGUCUCUUCUCAAGCCACACAGCAGCAGCCUAUCCCGUCAUCCCCUCCACCCUCCUUUCAUUCGCGGACACCAUCCCCAGCAUCUCGCCGCGUGCUAUCCCAGGACCCUCUGCACUCAGACGCAGAUCGAACACUGGCUGAUGCCUUUGGCGAUGAUGACGGACACACCGAUGACGAAGAAGGGGCCGAUGACAGACAGCGGCUGAUGAGGGGGAGCCCUGCCAACACGACGCCAGACAUCGACCCGUCAGAAGCGCCAGCAGGGAGCAACAGUGCUCAACCAGCAGGGCGACCCAACGCCUCAGCAUCUCGAGUAAUCCGAGGCGCCAACGAUGGAGUGUUUGCGAAUCUUUCGGCCAAGCCAGAGCGAGGAGGCGACAAACUCGACGAUCUGCCACCGACAUAUGAACAAGCGGCGGCAGAUGCUGCUCCUCCGUACUGGGAGACCACCAUCGUGGCUCCUGGCAUGUCGUCGGAUGAGGUUUACGUUGAAGGCCUCCCCGUCGGCUCCGUCUUCUCGUUUGCCUGGAACGGCAUGAUCUCGACCUCGUUUCAGCUCGUCGGCUUCCUACUUACCUACCUCCUACACACCACUCACGCAGCCAAGAAUGGAAGCAGAGCCGGCCUCGGUCUUACCAUGGUACAGUACGGCUUCUACAUGAGAAACACAGACGGCUACAACCCUCCCGACUCGGACGCCGGAGACGACGGAUACGUCAACCCACCAGACCCGAACAGCCACAACUUCAACCCUAGUGCCGUCGAUGGCUCCAGCGGAUCAGGAUCAUCAUUCCAUGGCCUCACCACCAGCGACUGGCUCUCCUAUAUCCUCAUGGUUGUUGGCUGGUUCAUCCUUAUCCGUGCAAUCAGCGACUAUCUCAGGGCACGAAGACACGAACAGUUAAUCCUCCAAAGCCCUAACCGUGGCCUCCCCGUCCCUAUCAUCGCCGAGAAUGAACGAUCAGAGACUGCAGUAUAA